AUGUAUUAAAACGAGCGCUCCCAACAGGAGGGACUGUGACGCUGAGCGAGACUUGAGUAAGUAACAGACACUGAAAACAUGAAGGAUUGACAAGAAAACUUCCUUCGGAAGAGCUUCCUGGUCCUGUCUCCUGAAUACAGGCACGUUGUUGUAAAGUUCAGGAAGGAUGUCCAACCUAUUUUGUCUGCUGACCCCUGAAAAAGAUUCAGUUCCUCUGAAGAGCAUUGAUGCUCUGCUGGAGGUGAAGGACCAUGUAGCUACUCUGGUCUCCACUCUUAACUUCGAGAACAAGGAGGACAAACCUCUGGAGACCGUUUUUGUCUUCCCUCUGCCUGGAGAUGCUGCUGUGUGUCAUUUCAGUGCUCAGAUUGGAGAAACACACAUUGUAGCUGAGGUGAUGAACAGACAGCAGGCUCGGCAGGUGUAUGAUGACGCUUUGAGCUCCGGUCAGAAGGUAUUCGAAUUGGAGGAGAGUGACGAGAGUCCCGAUAUCUUCUCUCUGACCGUGGGCAAUCUGCCUCCAGGAGAGAGCGCCACCAUCAGGCUGGAGUACGUCACUGAACUGGCUGUGCAGGCUGAUGAUGGGCUGAGGUUCUGUCUGCCUGUUGUUCUCAACCCUCGAUACCAACCUCAGGGUAGUGAAGGUCCCAGUGUCCAGGUGACCUCAGUUCCAGCCUCUCUGGUGCCCUACAGUCUGUCAUUUUCUGCCAGAGUCUCCUCUCCUCGUCCAAUCUCUAAAAUAGAGUCUAGUUGUCCUCUGGAGCCUCUUCAGUACCUCAACGCUGAUCAAACUCAGGCCACGGUGAAGUUGGCUACAGGACACAAGAUUGACAGAGACGUUGAACUACUCAUUUACUACAAAGACGCCCACCGGCCCUCUGCUGUGGUGGAGGCAGGACAGGCCUCUGCCAAACCUGGCACUCUGAUGGGUGAUCCAGUGGUAAUGGUGAGCUUGUAUCCUGAAUUUCCUGAAUCUGUGACGUCUAAUUUCACCUCCUGUGGAGAGUUUGUGUUCUUACUGGAUCGAUCAGGGAGCAUGGAUUUCCCGACAUAUUGUGGAAGUCGCCAGAGUCGCAUAGCCAGUGCCAAGGAUACUCUGAUGCUCCUGUUGAAGAGUUUACCCAUGGGCUGCUAUUUUAAUAUUUAUGGUUUAGGCGAUAGUUACGAACAAGUCUUCCCUAAAAGUGCAAAGUACAACCAGAAAAACCUUAAACGGGCUGUGAAAAAAGUUGAGGAGAUGGGCGCAGAUCUGGGAGGAUCGGAGAUCCUGGAGCCUCUGCGACAAAUUUACAGACAGCCCUGCAUUCCUAAACAUCCCAGACAACUCUUCAUCUUUACUGAUGGUGAGGUGAAUUACACAAAAGCUGUUCUGGAUGAGGUGAAGGAACACUCUGAAUUUCACAGGUGUUUCUCUUUUGGGAUUGGAGAAGGUGCCAGCUCUGAACUUAUCAAUGGGAUGGCCAGAGAGGGAGGCGGACAUGCUCAGUUCAUUGUAGGGAAAGAAAGGAUGCAACCAAAAGUGAUGCAGUCCCUGAGAUUCGCCUUGCAGCCGCUCGUCACUGACAUUUCAUUGUCGUGGGAUUUACCCGAGGGUGUCUCCGUCACCACUCUGUCUCUACCACUUACAGCACUUUUCCAGGGUCAGAGGUCACUGAUUUUUGCUCAGCUCACCGGAGAGUGUUCUGAAGCAGCCGAUGGCUGUUUGACAGUGAGGUUUACCACAGCGGGUCAUCCAUGUCAGAACCAGCUGCACUUCUCUCUACAGCCUGCAUGUGAUCUAGACUUUGACCAGAAAGAAGAUAUGCCAUUCGCUCGCUCCUCAAUCCACAGGCUGGCUGCUCGUACUCUCAUUCGCUCCCUGGAGCAGGAGCAGAGGGAGCACGGGAAGCCGGAAGAAAUAGAGAAGGUGGUGGACCUCAGCGUCCAGUCUGGAGUCAGCAGCAUCUUCACCGCCUUCAUUGCCGUCAACAAAAGCAAUGGGGAGCCUGUUCAAGGUCCGCUGAUCUACAGGGAGAAUCCUACAUACAUGCCACUGCUUCGUGGCGGUUUGAUUGAUCUGAUGUUUGAUGAUUCAUGGGGCGAAAAAAACAUUUUCAGACGCAUUUGCUCGUCUAUCAGAAAAAGAACAUCAGCUAGUAAGUUCGGAAAAGCUUGCAAAAACAAUCUGUUUUCAGCUUCCAGCUUCAAGAAGAACCAAAGUGAAUCUAUUGAAAAUAGAGGAGACUGUGAGCCCACAGAGCCAGCCAGAGAUCCGCUGCUGGAGCUCGUUUCGCUGCAGGAUGCCUCUGGCUGCUGGCUGCUUGAUCCAUGUUUGGCUGCUGCUCUUGGAAAAAGCAUAGAGGAGUUGGUAAAAACAAGGCCUUCAUCGGCCAAAAGGAAAGUGUGGGGCACCAUUUUGGCUCUAAUUUGGCUUCAUGGACAUCAAAAAGAUGUGAAGGUCGAAUGGGAACUUCUUGCUAUGAAGGCUGCCUCGUGGCUCAGAGCUGAGAAAGCUGUUGGCGUGACGGUGUGUGUGGAAGCUGGGAAUGUCCUGUUGGGUUGUAAUGUGACGACUGACGCUCUGGGACUCUGAGGUUGCUGUAUCAUUUGUUCCAAUGAAGGGAACACCUGUGAUUCUGCUACAGAAACAAACUCACUCCAUCACCAGAUACCUGAAUACCUCCACACUCCACAGUUGCGUAGUCCCUUAAAGUUGUUUAUAUUAAAUGACUAUUCAAAAACUCCACCAGUAACUAAGCUUAAGUUCUUUGCUUUCCUUCCCCUCUCAACUUUUCCUGCACAAUCAGCCGGAUUUCGAGUCAUGCGUCUGAGGUCGCAGUCAGGUUAUCCGACUCCGGUCGUUCAGAUCUCAACUUGCCUUUGUCAUCUCUGUUGUCCCCGGAGAGCUCCGUCCCUCGGCCCCUCCUCUUCAUCACUUGCAUCAUCCCCGCUGACAAUAGUUCAUAAAUUUAACACCUGUUUUCAUGAUUUUGCACCCUGUUCUACCAAUCUAGUAAAUCUAACUCCAUUCUUCCAGCAUCAUUUUCUAUCCAAACCAAGUGAAAUCUUGGUUCACUUCAGACUUAAUGACGAUAAAACUGAAAUUCUCCUCGUCUGUACGAAAUCUAAAUUAUCUCUCUCACCAUUAACAACUCUUACAUGUUCCUCUCCCCUCAGCUUUAAGAGUUGGGGUGCCAUCCUUGACAGCACAUUAUCUUUCCAAUCUCAUGUUAAUAAUCUUGCAUAUUUCCAUCUCUGUAACAUAAAUUGCCUGCGCACUUCCCUUUCCCCUGAUGCUGCAUCUGUAUCAGAUGCAAAGAACAAAACACCUGACAUAGUCAUUGCAAUAGCAACUAUUAUCCAAAGGUUUUCUAGUAAUUUGCAGCUCUAGAUCAACUAUGUCCAUUUUUAUGCAUUUGCUGUCUUGGUUUACCUCUAUGUGCGCCUUUAAUUAUUCUGUGGCUGCACUGAUUGAUUUCAUUGGUCUGUAUUUUCAAUGUAGUUGGAACAAAAAAUAAAGAGAACCUACACUUCUUGGGGGAAAAA
Molecule: messenger RNA, 3525 nt
Organism: Poecilia latipinna (sailfin molly)
Lineage: Eukaryota; Metazoa; Chordata; Actinopteri; Cyprinodontiformes; Poeciliidae
Product: von Willebrand factor A domain-containing protein 5A-like
Exons: 20
Coding region: 167-2572 (801 amino acids)
Source: RefSeq, a predicted model, not a curated record